CACGAAUGUAAGCUUCUAUUCUAAAUAGUGGCAAUGGAAAAAUAUACUUUAUUUGUUGUGAUGUUUUUGACUGCAAUAACAGGUGUGUCAACGGAAAUAAUUCCGACAGGAGAAUGUAAAGAAUGUUCAGACGGUUCUCGCUGUGCUUAUAGAUGGCAAUUCUGUGAUAAUUGGAAUACUUGUGACAAUGGAGAGGAUGAAAACGAGGAUAUAUGUAGAGAUUUGGAAUGCGAAAAAGGCCAAAUGAAAUGUAACGACGGGAUACAUUGUUUUCCUGAAUAUACUUUAUGUAAUUACAUCGCCUAUUGUAAAGAUGGUUCAGAUGACGAUCCUGAAAUGUGCAAAGAACGAACGUGUCCAACUAAUACAACGAAGUGUAGUGAUGGCAUUGCCUGUUAUUCGCCAAAAGAUCGCUGUAAUGGUGCCGAAUUGUGCAAAACUGGUGAUGAUGAAGAUAUAGAAAUGUGCAAAGAUGUUCAGUGCCCACCGGAUCAUGUAAAAUGUACUGAUGGUUUACAGUGUAUUAGAACGAAUUACCUCUGUAAUGGAUAUCCAAGUUGUAAGGAUGAGUCCGAUGAAAGUAAAGAGACGUGUACAGAUUUUCAGUGCCCACCGGAUCAUGUAAAAUGUGCGGAUGGUUUAGAGUGUAUAAGAACGUAUAAACUCUGUAAUGGAUAUGCUAGUUGUAAUGAUGAAUCCGACGAAAGUAAAGAUACAUGUGUAGAUUUCGAAUGUGGUGAAGAUAAGGUCAAAUGCCAGGAUGGUAUGCAGUGCAUAUAUGAGAAAAGUCAAUGUAAUGGUUGGCCGGACUGUAAAGAUAGAUCUGAUGAAUCAGCUGAAGUGUGUAAUGAUUAUAAGUGUUCAGAUGAUCAAGUUAAAUGUAGGGAUAACAUAGAGUGUAUUUAUAAAUCAGGCCUAUGCAAUCAAUAUACCAAUUGCAAUGACGGAUCUGACGAGGAUGAAGAUUUUUGUAAAGCCUUUCCUUGUGAAUACAGCAAGGUCAAGUGCGCAAAUGGUCUUCAAUGUGUCUAUAAUUCUACUUUUUGCGAUGGAGUGAAACAUUGUGCAGACGGUUCGGAUGAAGAGGGAGAGGUGUGCAAAGCAUAUGUUUGCCCUGAGUGGAAAAGCAAAUGUGCUGAUGGACAACAAUGUGUCGACGAACAAAAUAGUUUGUGUAAUGGAAAUGUAGAUUGCAACGAUAAGUCAGAUGAAGAUCCAGGCUUUUGUCGAGCAUAUGUUUGCCCUGAGUGGAAAAGGAAAUGUGCUGAUGGACAACAAUGUGUCGACGAACAAAAUAGUUUGUGUAAUGGAAAUGUAGAUUGUAACGAUAAGUCAGAUGAAGAUCAAGGCUUUUGUCGAGAUUAUAGCUGCAGUGAUUACAAUCGAAAAUGUUCUGACGGAUUGCAAUGUAUCGGUGAUUACAGCUUAUGUGACGGCCAUGAAGAUUGUACAGAUAAAUCAGAUGAAGAUCCAGACGUUUGUAGAGCAAGGGAAUGUGACAGAGUCAAAGUGAAAUGUGAUGAUGGCAUACAAUGCAUUUAUAAAUCAAAUGUAUGUAACAAAUACACACAUUGUAAUGACAAAUCUGAUGAGAAUGAAGAUAUGUGUAAAGAUAGAAUUUGUGAACCAGGCGAGAAAAAGUGUGCAGACAAUUAUCAGUGUAUAAACAUAGAUAAUUUUUGUAAUGGAUAUACGGACUGUAAUGAUGAGUCUGACGAAGAUGCAGUUGCCUGUAAAGCAAGAGAAUGUGCUUAUGGUUCUAGAAAGUGUAAUGAUGAUUACCGUUGUAUUAAUGAAGAACGGUGGUGUGAUGGACGUGAUGAGUGUUCAACAGGAGAAGACGAAGAACCAGAUAUGUGCUUACAUUAUGAGUGUCCUGUCGGAUUUGUAAAAUGCAAAGACGGGCUGCAGUGUAUUCGUGCUUUUUCCAUGUGUACUGGAAAUUUUCUUGGUUUGGGUUCAGAGUGUAAAGAUGGUUCCGAUAAUGAUACAGAUCAUUGUUCAGCUUACGAAUGCCCCGUGUACUUUGAAAAGUGUCCUAAUGGUCAUCAAUGUGUACAUCAGUCAAUGAUUUGUUCUGGGGAACAGAUGUGUGAUGGCGAAUCAGAAGAUGAACAACAAUUUUGUAAAACACGCAGCUGUGGUGACAUUAUGUCGAAAUGUGAUAAUGGAUACCAAUGUGUGCUCAAUUUCAAGACAUGUGAUGGUGUUGCAGAUUGUGCAGAUAGUUCAGACGAGAAUCCAGACUUAUGUGUAGAGAAUCGUAUCUGUCCAGUUGGAAUGGUGAAAUGUGAAGAUAAGGUUCAGUGUAUUUAUGAAAUACAGUUUUGUAGUAAAUAUCCUGACUGCAAGGAUAAAUCGGAUGAAAGCCCAGAGAUUUGUACAAAAGACAGAGCUUGCCCUACUGGAAUGUCUAGGUGUUCCGCAAAUGACCCAAAUUGCAUAUAUGAUAGUUGGUUCUGCAACAACCAACCCGAAUGCGAAAACAGAGAGGAUGAAAGUCCGAAUAGUUGCUUUAAUCGUCCAAAAGGAUCCACUAAGUUGCCGUGGCUGACAUAGCUGGCAGUCAAAUUGGAUUUUUAUUAAAGCCAUUGCACUUAAGUCCUACGACAACAGACAAUAAUUGAAUUGUUUGAAAAGUAUAAAAUGCCUUUAUUGUAUCUGUAAAUAGUGGGGAUAGCGAUUUGGUUUGCACGAAUCUUGUUUUGAUAUGUUAUCACCAUAUAAUAAAAUUAUUUGCUAUACGU
This is a messenger RNA of Mytilus californianus (California mussel), 2747 nucleotides long. Its product is annotated as low-density lipoprotein receptor-related protein 2-like. NCBI's taxonomy places the organism in Eukaryota, Metazoa, Mollusca, Bivalvia, Mytilida, Mytilidae. Gene Ontology annotation, cellular component: plasma membrane. Bases 34 to 2559 code for a protein of 841 amino acids. The record is from RefSeq and is a predicted model, not a curated record. The transcript is spliced from 22 exons. Gene Ontology annotation, molecular function: protein binding.